Scomber japonicus (chub mackerel) is the source of this 615-nucleotide messenger RNA. RefSeq names its product synaptosome associated protein 25a (gene snap25a). The transcript has 7 exons. Gene Ontology annotation, biological process: synaptic vesicle fusion to presynaptic active zone membrane; synaptic vesicle priming; exocytosis. Bases 1 to 615 code for a protein of 204 amino acids. Gene Ontology annotation, cellular component: plasma membrane; synaptobrevin 2-SNAP-25-syntaxin-1a-complexin I complex. Gene Ontology annotation, molecular function: SNAP receptor activity; voltage-gated potassium channel activity; syntaxin-1 binding. NCBI's taxonomy places the organism in Eukaryota, Metazoa, Chordata, Actinopteri, Scombriformes, Scombridae. The record is from RefSeq and is a predicted model, not a curated record.
AUGGCAGAUGACGCGGACAUGCGCAAUGAGCUGUCAGACAUGCAGCAACGCGCCGACCAGCUGGCCGAUGAGUCGCUUGAGAGCACCCGUCGUAUGCUGCAGCUAGUGGAAGAGAGCAAAGAUGCCGGCAUCAGGACUUUGGUUAUGUUGGACGAGCAGGGAGAGCAACUCGAUCGUGUUGAAGAUGGCAUGAACCAUAUCAACCAAGACAUGAAGGAAGCCGAGAAAAAUUUAAAAGAUUUAGGGAAAUGCUGUGGGCUUUUCAUAUGUCCAUGUAACAAGAUGAAGAGCGGAGCCAGCAAGGCCUGGGGGAACAAUCAGGAUGGGGUGGUGGCCAGCCAGCCCGCCCGUGUCGUGGACGAGCGCGAACAGAUGGCCAUCAGCGGAGGCUUCAUUCGCAGGGUAACAGACGAUGCCCGGGAAAAUGAGAUGGAUGAGAACCUGGAGCAGGUGGGAGGCAUCAUCGGUAACUUGCGCCACAUGGCCCUGGACAUGGGCAACGAGAUCGACACCCAGAAUCGCCAGAUCGACAGGAUCAUGGAGAAGGCCGAUUCCAACAAGACCAGGAUUGACGAGGCCAACCAGCGCGCCACAAAGAUGCUGGGCAGUGGCUAA